UUAACUUGCACUACAGUGCCUUUUUUAAAAUGGACUAUACUUAGACUACGAAGACCUUGUCUAAGGAUAAGUGUGGCUUUUUACAGCACUGCACAAUGCUCACUUUCCGGGAUAUCAAUGCGGUAACUUUCUCGUUAGCGUUAGCUUGACACAGCAGCUAGCUAGGUCACAAUUAGCAGUGGUGGCUAACUUUAUGUUGCGGCGGUGUUUAGUUGUUAGAGCCUAUACACGCAAGUAAUGUAUGGCAGCUUGGGUUAGCGAGGUAAAACAAGGUGUCAACAGAGUUGUGGACAACAUCUGUAGGCUCUCACCAGAUCUGUUUGCUGAAUCAUGUCAGCACAUUCUGAAUUAUCUUCAAGGGCAGACUGGAGGAGUAGAUUCAGCUAAAAUUUCUGAUAGAUUUCAGAGAGCUGGAGUCAUACUUGACCAUGAAGCACAACAGAACAUUAUCAGAUUUCUCUUGUUAACAUUCAGGUCAGCUGGGAAGAGCACCCUCUCUGGGGAUGAUCUUGUGUCGAAGUUGGAAGAAGGCAGUAACAAGUGGCCCAAAGCUUCCCUUCAGGUGGUGCACAGGUUAUGGAGUGAACACGGUGCAUUAGUCCACGCUCAGCAAGAGACGCAGGACAUGCUCAGCAUUGGCCAGUUAGUGGACAUACAGUGGAAGCUUGGCCUGGCAGUGAGCUCCGACACCUGUCGGUCUCUCAACUCCCCUUUUGUGUCUCUACUGCUGAAGAUUGCGGAGCCCUCUGGACAGAUCAGUCAGAGGUCUUUUGAGAUGACCAUUCCACAGUUUCAGAACUUUCACAAGCAGGUCAAGGAGAUGGCAGCUGUUAUGGAGACUGUAUGAUGGUCGCAAGCACUCCUAGGCAUGUCUCGCUAUUGCACAGAGCCACAAAGGAAGAGCAGCUUGAUCCAGCUGUUUUUCUGCUGGCUGUAUCAAAACAUGGAUACAAAUGACUCCAGUCGUCAGUUGCUGGUUCUGCACUUCUGUUUUGAUCAUGAGCUCCUAUGUGGUUUACUUUGAGGACCUCCAGCCUUUAACUUUGUACUUUUAAAUAGUACAGAAAGAAAAUACUUUUUAACAGUGAACACAGCCAUUGUUUAUGUCGCUGUUACAUAAUUUAAUCAAUGUUAAGAGAUUGUGAUUAGCUCACUAUACAACAUCCUUCCUGUCUCGUAUCUGUUUGUGGUUAUAUUUCAUAUCUAUAUUGCAGUACAAUUUGUUUGCAAUGAAAAACAUAUUACGUUAAAAUAUCCACAUUAACUGCUGUAGACUUCAUGCUUCCUUUUAAUGUCUCCAUCAUGAAGAUUCAAUGCUGUUUGUGUUAUGCAUACUAUAUGUUUGUAAGUAUGUCUGUGCCUUUCUUUUACUUUUUCUCCAUAUUUACUUUGAUGUUAUGCAACAGUGAUGCAUAAAAUAAAUAUUAAGUGUAAACCUUCA
Molecule: messenger RNA, 1441 nt
Organism: Thunnus maccoyii (southern bluefin tuna)
Lineage: Eukaryota; Metazoa; Chordata; Actinopteri; Scombriformes; Scombridae
Gene: commd6
Product: COMM domain containing 6
Exons: 7
Coding region: 242-847 (201 amino acids)
Molecular function (GO): NF-kappaB binding
Source: RefSeq, a predicted model, not a curated record